Molecule: messenger RNA, 572 nt
Organism: Drosophila innubila
Lineage: Eukaryota; Metazoa; Arthropoda; Insecta; Diptera; Drosophilidae
Gene: EMRE
Product: essential MCU regulator, mitochondrial
Exons: 1
Coding region: 97-381 (94 amino acids)
Biological process (GO): mitochondrial calcium ion homeostasis; calcium import into the mitochondrion
Cellular component (GO): mitochondrial inner membrane; uniplex complex
Source: RefSeq, a predicted model, not a curated record
GUGGCAGCCCUUGGCAAGUGAGACUAGUCACAUACUAAAAAAAUAUAUGUUAUUUGGUAGAAUUUACAUUUAAAAGCACAUAAAAAGGCUACCAUAAUGAUUGUUUCGCGUUUUUCCAAGCCACUUAACUUGGCACUUCAUCAACUUGCUCCCAACAGUGCCCGGAAGGAAAUCAAUGCAAUUCGACGAAUGUCUGGUGUUCAUUUCCGUAGUGGAGCCUUGAAACCAAAACCAGGAGAGAUGCCCUUUGGCUUGUUCGCCAUUCUCUGCGCUGUCAUACCUGGUCUAUUCGUGGGCGCCACCAUCAGCAAGAACGUGGCCAACUUUCUGGAGGAGAACGAUUUGUUUGUUCCCGCCGACGAUGAUGACGAUGAAGAUUAAUGGAUCAAUGGGACCAAUAAACGGAGCCAACUCUAGUCACGAAAUGAAUGAGACGAUAGCUUCUUGGGGUUGCUCCUUCUCCUUCUCGCUAAACCAAUCAAAGCCAAAACUUUAAUCAUCUAAUUUAAAAAACUUUGCAUUGUUAAUCUACCUUAAUUUUAAGAUGCUAGAAAUUGUUUCUUCUACAAAAA